Molecule: messenger RNA, 4637 nt
Organism: Lacerta agilis (Sand lizard)
Lineage: Eukaryota; Metazoa; Chordata; Lepidosauria; Squamata; Lacertidae
Product: zinc finger protein 397-like
Biological process (GO): regulation of transcription by RNA polymerase II
Molecular function (GO): RNA polymerase II cis-regulatory region sequence-specific DNA binding; DNA-binding transcription factor activity, RNA polymerase II-specific
Source: RefSeq, a predicted model, not a curated record
CGCGUCAAGAGUUAAAUUGACUGGCAGCCCGAUCCUCAAACCAGUUAAACAGGAGCCCUUGGAUUUAAGCCGGCUUAGUCCUAUUGAGUGAGAGCUAAGCCCUGGAGAGGCCCAGGAAGCAGAGAGGCGGGGGGGGGUAUGCAAUAGCCCAGGCGCCAUCCUGCUCCGCCCUGGAUUAAAAACCUCGGGAUUUGAAUUUUAUUAAGGGGUGUGCAAGGGGGGGUGGGAUUGUGUCUGCAGGGCUCGAGAUCCUCAGGGGUCCGCGCGGAGGAAAGAGCUGUGGGGAGCGGAACAAGCUCCAAGCAUCUGAACAAGAACUCGGGCCUUGUCCGCGACCCUGCUGUUCAAACCGACAAGCACUGUCAGGAGGGUAUUGUACACACCCGUAAGCACUAGAUGCAGAAAACAGGAAAAAAUAAAUAAGAGUAGGAGAGGAUUCCAAGUGUGAGAGUAGUCGAAGGGGUGGGCGGCUGAGAGGGUGGGGAUAAAUCUGUCUCCGGAAAGGUGAAAUGGCUGAAUAGUCGGGGGAUGCGGCAGCCGUGGGUCUCCAGGUUCAGGAAAGGUUUGACAAGAAGACGAGGCCAGUAGCGAAAAUGGAGAAACAGGGCCCGGCAGGCCCAAGGCCAGCAGAGAGCUUGGACGGAGCAGGAAGAGAGAGCUUUGCCAUCCAGCCGGGAGCCAUCCGGGAGUUACCUUGCUGGGCAGUGCCACGCCAGGAGGGCAGCAUACCUCAGCACCUGCAAACCCAGUGGCAGGAUUUCCUGAAGACGAUGCAGUCCCCUCACACAAGAUGGGGGAACCCGCCAUUGCCAGAGCUGACCUCCUGGGACGACCUGGUUGCUUUCGAGAGGGUGUUUGGCGCCUGCCAAUGGCCCAGAGCGGAUGCUCUGACCCGGCUGGUGCCGGCCUUCAGCGCAGAAGCCCACCAGACGCUGAGCAGAGACAAGAUAGACUACGGGAAGGUGAAGGCCGCCUUCCUGCAAGGGAACUCCACCGGCACGGAGAUCCAUCGCCAGCGUUUCCGGCAGUUCUGCUACCAAGAGGCUGAGGGGCCUCGGGAGGUUUGCGGCCGGCUGAGGGAGCUCUGCCACUGCUGGCUGGAGCCGGAGAGCCGUACGAAGGAGCAGAUCGUGGAGCUGCUGAUCCUCGAGCAGUUCCUGACCAUCCUGCCUCAGGAAAUCCAAAGUCAAGUCCGGGAACGAAACCCAGAGACCUGCGCCCAAGCAGUGGCCCUGGCGGAAGGCUUCAUUCUGAGGCAGCAGGAAGGCGAGCAGCAGGAAGAACAGGGGCACGAGCCGUUCCGAGAGGUGGCUGUGGAUUUUUCUGAAGCACAGAGAGCUCCGCUGGAUGCCAGGCAGAGGCAGCUUAGCAGGGAGGUCAGGAAGCAAGAUAACGGUGGCGCCUGCCUAGUGGGCACCACCAACACAGCCAGCAGAACUGAGGAGCAAUUUGAACAUCAGGGAUCGAGGAGGGAGGAAGCAGAGGAAGAGGCGGCAGCGCCCGCAGCCCCCGAGGGAACCCAAAGGAAAGAGAAAUCGCACCUCUGCAUCGAAUGUGGCAAGAGCUUCACCCGACCCUCGGACCUGGCCAAGCACUUGAACGUCCACACAGGAGAAAAGCCCUACCUGUGCGUCGAGUGCGGGAAGAGCUUCAGCCAGCUCUCGCACCUUACGAGACACCAGAAAAUCCACUCGGGAGAGAAGCCCCACAUCUGCUCCGAGUGCGGAGACACCUUCAGCCAGCGGGCGUACCUUGUCAGCCACCAGAGAAGCCAUUCGGGAGAGCAGCCCUACCGCUGCCUACUGCCAGAAAUGCUUCAGCCACCAGUCGGCCCUGAAGAUCCACGAGCGCAACCACAUGGGGCAGAAGCCCUACGCCUGCGCCGACUGCGGAAAACGCUUCGUCUCCUCUUCCUCCCUCACCACCCACAGGAGGAUCCACACGGGGGAGAAGCCCCACGCCCAGCGUGUGGGAAGAGGUUCAUCCAGCACUCGAACCUCGUCUCCCACCAGCGAACGCACUCGGGGGAGAAGCCCUUCUCUUGCAAAGUGUGCGGCCGGAGGUUCGCCUACCCUUCCGACCUCACCAGGCACCAAAAGAUCCACACGGGAGAGAAGCCCUACCCGUGCGACGAGUGCGAGAGGCGGUUCACCAGGCUCUCGGACCUGAUUACGCACCAGCGGAUCCACACGGGGGAGAAGCCCUACCGCUGCCUGGAGUGCGGGCGGAGGUUCAGGCAGAGGGGGGUGCUGGUGAAACACCAGAAGUGCCAUUCAAAAGAGAACCCGAGAGGAGGCGAGUUGGCGGAGUCUCCACCCGGCAGCGAAUUCAGACUCCGCGAGAUCAAGCAAGAGAAAGAAGAACUGGAGAGCCUGGCAGAGUCCGGUUUGAUCCCCUCUCCCAGCUCCUGAUGUUCAUCAUCACUCUCUCAACGCUGUCGCUGCACCAGAGGGAGCAAAGAUCUCGUAGGCUACCCAGAGGGGUUUUCACUGUGCUUUUCUUUAUUUUUUUAGUUAAAAUAGUUCCCCUUCUUUUGGUGCUGGCUAAAACUGGUCCCGAGAGCAGCUAUGCAUUGCCGUCCGCCGCUUGGCCUGUUAACGGAUGUUGGAAACCGGGGUGGAGUGUGUGCAUUUUGUGGAUGGAGAGAAAGGACACAAGGACUCCGGCUCACCCUCUCCCGCUUCACACGGCUGAAUUGCCUGCUGUCAUGGUGGCCUUUGGAAGAAGCGGAGGCGAGGCGGCACGCUCUGUGCGUACAGCAGUUGAGAUACACCUCUCCAAAGUCGCUGGCCUGUCCGUGUUUUGGCUGGAUGCGAAAGGAACGACAGGAAAAUAGGAUUUCCUCUCUGUUACCUCGAGGGAGAAGCUGGAUGCAGUUGUCUACUUUGCACGUCUCCAAAGCAUAGAUGGGACAAUGGCAUCUUCAACGCCAGACAUUGUUGCAGGGCUGGACUGGAAGUGAAUGCAGCUGCCAAGGAAAAAAUGAAGCCAGGGGCUGGGGAAAGGAGUCAGGACACCAUAAGACCAAUGGUUGUGGGGGGCGGGAAGUGUAUGUGUGAGGUGCACAGCAAUAAUAAUGGCACAGACAGGUAAGCUUCCUUGCAUUGGAGCAAUGGUGGCUCCAUCUUCUCCACAUCUCUAGGCAUUUGUGCAAAACCCAAUGGGCCGUCAAAUAAGACAGGACUGCCAACAGUCACCUGCUUUUCAUUCCUGCUCUUGCCACACACCCCUCCCCCUGAUCACACCCAGACAAUAUGAUCUGGUCCUGCUCAGUUAAUGAUAUAAUAAGUUGCUUAAAAAAAACAAAACUUUGGUCAUUGGUAAUGCCCAGUCUGGCUGGCCACAGCUCCUCAAGCUCUCAGACAGGAGUCAUUCUCAAACUUGCUACCUGAAAUCGCAGAUGGUAGGGAUUGAACCCAGGACUUUAUUCCACGCAAGUCAUGGGGCUCUGCCACCGAUUUAUGGGCUCUGAGCUCUGCUGGCUACAGAUUAGACCCGAGACCCCCUUAAAAAAAAAAAAUGCCCUGUGGCAAACAGGCAGCAGUCCCAGAUCAAUUGCCAAAAUCUAUUGUUUUAAUUGAUUUUGUAUAAGCCACUUUGGGCGCCUCUUUGGCUGUAGAGCGGUGUACAAAUGCUCUAAAUAAAUACAAAUAAAAUAUACGCAUUGCCCUCUGCUACCCGGCUCAUUAGCAGAUCGGCAAAUCUGAAGUAGGCAACAGAUUAAUAUAUACCUCCCCAUCUCAGUGUUAUAGAAGGAGAAGGAAUGCAUGGGGCUGUACACUGGAGGAGAGGGGCAGGGCCUGCAAUAACUGAACUUGGCUUGUGAACACUGAGAUUCUGGAGCAAACAGAGCAAUAGGAUUUGCUUGGCUUCUGUUCAUUCACCCUGAAGCUUUAAAUUUGGAGAUUCGGUGAUGGGGAAAGUGUGUCCUGAGAAAUUGAAGGCCUCAGAGCCCCACCAGGAGAAAAAGUUAGCAACCUGCUUUAUUCAAGUGGUUGGCCUCUUAAAACUAUUCUUAUUAGCAUCACCAUUUGAAUGGAACUAUUUGGGUUUCUCCCGAGAGCAGGAUAGAGAUUAGGUUAGAGUAACUGUUUGUUGUUCCAAAGCUGCAAGGUAUUUUUAGAAUGAAUUCACCCAAAACCUCGGAAUGGAAUCGGCAAAAAUAUGUAUGUUAAAAGAACUUUAGGCAGGGACUGUGUGUACUUUAUGAUUCUGCAGAGGUUUGGGAAUAAACAUGUGGUGGGCCUCACCUUUUAAUUUGAAAGGUUUUUGACUUUUGUAGUUGAGAAAAUAAGCUUGAAAAGUAUGCAGAUAGGAGGGAGAGCUCUGAGCCAAAUGCGUAGUCACCAGGAGACAAAUAACUGGUGCCUUAAGAGAACAAUCCGAACCGUGUCUACUCAGGAGUAAAUCCUACUGAAUUCAAUUGGACUUACUCCUAGGUAAGUGGGUUUAGGAUUGCAACCUACUCUCCCCAUGGUUGAACAAGCAGAACAGUGAAAAUGUAUGCCAGUUUAUGUUUUCUUGGCAUGGGAGUUGGGUUUCCCCAGUACAGUUCCCACAGCCCUACUUUUAUGGAACUUCUGAUAUUUAGAAACACUUUCAAAUGCGGAUGAUUUUAAUAAAUAGAAUCCUAAAAA